Messenger RNA from Alternaria ethzedia, 258 nucleotides. RefSeq lists its product as uncharacterized. The coding region runs from base 1 to 258 and encodes 85 amino acids. The transcript is spliced from 2 exons. Lineage: Eukaryota; Fungi; Ascomycota; Dothideomycetes; Pleosporales; Pleosporaceae. The record is from RefSeq and is a predicted model, not a curated record.
AUGGUCCACAAGAUCCUCUUCUGGAGCGGCUUUGGCGUUGCCGCCCGGCUAUGGCAACUCGGCAUUGAGAUGCGCCCGCUCUUCAACAAGGAAUCCCUCUGGGUCUACCCUCUCUACGCCGGCGCCGGUGGCAGCUUCGGCUACUGGCUCACUGGCGUUGAGAACCGCCAAUUCCGCCUCCUAGCCGACCGACGAGACGCCCUACUCGAGAAGCGGGCGCGGAGGAAGGAGCGUGAGGAGGCCGCUGGUACCUCAUAG